This is a messenger RNA of Vicia villosa (hairy vetch), 1952 nucleotides long. RefSeq names its product probable L-cysteine desulfhydrase, chloroplastic. The record is from RefSeq and is a predicted model, not a curated record. Bases 179 to 1522 code for a protein of 447 amino acids. The transcript has 2 exons. Lineage: Eukaryota; Viridiplantae; Streptophyta; Magnoliopsida; Fabales; Fabaceae.
UGUUUCGUAAAUGAAGAUAACAUUUAUGUGCUUAACCCACUUGUCCAGAUUUCCUAACCGGACUCCACUUUAAAAUCGCACCGCACUCACUUCCUCACUUCCUCACUCCCCCUAAACCAUUCUCACCCCCUCUUUCUCUUUUUCAACAAUUCUCAACUGUUUAAUCAUUUACUUCUCAAUGGCUUCCAACAAUCACCACCACCCUAACGGCUCUCACCCCACUCCCAAAAAACCUAAACUCUCCUCCUCCGCCAUAACCGUUUCCGAAAUUGAAUCCGAAUUCUCCCACCACGACACCGCGGUUGCUCGCAUCAACAACGGCAGUUUCGGCUCCUGUCCCUCCUCUGUCAUCUCCGCUCAACACAAAUGGCAGCUCGAGUACCUCCGUCAUCCUGAUCACUUCUACUUCAACCACCUCAAACCUGCAAUCGACAAUUCGCGUUCGAUUAUCAAAGACUUAGUCAACGCGGAACAUCUUGACGAAAUCUCUAUUGUUGAUAACGCCACCACUGCUGCUGCUAUUGUUCUUCAGCACACUGCAUGGUGUUUUCGCGAAGGGAAGUUCGAGAAAGGUGACAUUGUUGUUAUGCUUCAUUAUGCUUAUGGCUCUGUUAAGAAAUCAAUGGAGGCCUAUGUUACUCGUGCUGGCGGAAAGGUGAUUGAAGUUCAGCUUCCAUUUCCGGUCUCUUCUAAGGAACAGAUUGUUACUGAGUUUAGAAAGGCUUUGGAAAUGGGAAUAACUGACGGCAAAAAGGUAAGGUUAGCUGUGAUUGAUCAUGUGACUUCUAUGCCUUGUGUUGUGAUUCCUGUUAAGGAGUUGAUUCAGAUUUGCAGAGAGGAAGGUGUUGAACAGGUGUUCGUGGAUGCUGCUCAUUCCCUUGGGUGUACUGAUGUUGACAUGCAGGAGAUUGGUGCUGAUUACUAUACUAGUAAUUUGCAUAAGUGGUUUUUUUGUCCGCCUUCGGUUGCGUUUCUGUACUCUAAGAAAAACCAUAACACUGGUGGUGCUGGUGAUUUGCAUCAUCCUGUGGUGUCUCAUGAGUAUGGAAAUGGGCUGGCUGUGGAAAGUUCUUGGAUUGGGACUAGGGAUUAUAGUUCUCAGUUGGUGGUUCCUGAUAUUAUAGAGUUUGUGAAUAGGUUUGAAGGUGGCAUUGAAGGGAUUAAGAAGAGGAAUCAUGAAGCUGUUGUUGAGAUGGGAGAGAUGCUGGCUAAGGCUUGGGGAACUCAUCUUGGGAGUCCUCCUUAUAUGUGUGGUAGCAUGGUUAUGGUUGGUCUGCCUACAUGUUUGGGGAUUCAUAGUGAUUCCGAUGCUCUGAAGUUAAGGACACAUUUCAGGGAUGUUUUUGCAGUUGAAGUUCCUAUAUACUAUAGACCACCAAGAGAUGGAGAAGUGGAGCCUGUGACAGGGUAUGCUCGGAUUUCUCAUCAUGUUUACAACAAAGUCGAGGAUUAUUACAAGUUUAGGGAUGCUGUUAACCAACUCGUGGAGAAUGGAUUUGCUUGUACUCGUCUUUCCAACUGAAUAGGUUAGAAGUGUAGCGUAAGUGUGUCUUAGAAGUGUGUCUUUCUGAUGAAUAAAAGCAAUGGAUGUUGUAAUUGCUGCUAGCUUUCUUGCAAGCUUUGGUAGUUGUGAUGGUUUCGGUGGUCGGUUCGGUACCAUAGACUGCAUGUUUUGCAGGUAAACUUCAGCAAUCAUCCAUGUUAGAUUUGCUGAGUAGAAAUCCUUAGGGAGUGAGCAACUUAAAUAGUGAGAUCUAGGGAGUGAGCAACUUAAAUAGUGAGAUCUAGGGAGUGAGCAACUUCAAUGGUGAGAUCUAGGGAGUGAACAAUAUCAUUGUAAAUGUAAUGUGAUUCUCUCAUGGUGUAAUGAUUUUCACUGUCAUUUGAAGUUGCCAAUUGCUUCUUCAGGUUUAAUUAAUAUCAAGUUCUACUAGUAUAUUUGAAGUUUGCCA